GCAGGUCCGCUACAGCCGAUGAAAAAGGUGCGACGUAACAGGCACGGAGAAGAGGCGCUGGUAGUAGCGCUGGUACCCUAGCGCUGGUUGGGGUGGUAAUCAAAUGCGGAGGAAGCAAAGCUGUCUGCUCCAGUUGUGAUUUGUAGCUCACGCCUGGCAUGCUGAGUGUUCUGUCAGGGGCCGAAGCACGCCGGGAAACAUGUCGCACUUCUUGCCGGAACUCGAACAGGAAUCGUUCAGCCCUGAAGACUUUGUUGAGCGCCUUGCCUGGCGCAGCCUGGGAGGCAACAUGGACCCCGAGACGUUUGACCCCAGUGUGCUGCAGGAGGCAUUCAAGCAAGGCAUUCGAGACCUGCAGGUCCUUUUUGAGAUGACCCAGAAAAAGUGCGAACGCCUCGAGAUGAUCUGUCGUGAGGAGGAAGCACGUCAUUGCCACAAGGUGGCUGAACUCCAGGACAAGAACAAGUCCUCGUAUGCCACGUACAAGGAGCUGGAUUCGCAGAUUGGCUAUGUGGCAAUGAAGGUGGUGCACUUGGGAGAUCUCCUGGAAAGUGUGAACACACCCCGUUCACGUGCUGUCGAGGCACAGAAGCUGAUGAAGCACUUUGCAGAGUUUCUUCGCCCAGAACAUGGGUCGCACACGGGCAUCUUCCAUGACCCAGCCAAGCUUCACGAAGCAGCUGACAUUAUCCAGAAACUUCAUCUUAUAGCUCAAGAGUUGCCUUAUGGAAAGUUUGAGAAGGCACGUUUCAAGAUUGCACAGAAGUACAAUGAGAUUGAGAAGGCCCUGAUUGCCGAAUUUGUGCGAGCACAUCAUGAGGGUGACAAGGAGACCAUGAGGCAAGUGGCGGCUGUUCUGUCCCACUUUAGGGGCUAUGCAAACUGCAUUGACACAUUUAUUGACGAGAGCCAAAUGGGUGCAUUCAUGAAGAAGGAUAUGUUCUCAAACAUAGUGCCUCUUUGUGAACGGAGUGAGCAAGUAAUUGAAGAGGUCUUUACAAACCCGGAGCAAGUAAUGUGCAAGUUUGUGUCCAACAUCUACAAUGGAAAGCUGCAGGAAUACAUUCAGUCAAACCUAAGUGACCGUAGUGACCCAGAGAAAUAUCUUCGGACCUUGUAUGAGCUUUACUCAAAAACAAUGCAGCUGUCCUCCAACCUGUCCAAGUUCAAGAUGGGAAAUGACCCUGCUUUCCUGAAGAAGUUGACACGCCAGAUUUUCUCCAAGCAUUUGGACCCGUACCUAUCCAUUGAGAUGCAAUACCUGAGGGACAAAUGCUGCACUGUGCUCAACAGGUACUACGAGUCCAAGAACCACCACAAGCGGCAGUUUCAGUUUGGCGGAAUUCACGACCUUCGUCGUGACCUUCAAGCGAAGCUUGGUGCCCGUUCCAACAUCAAUAUUGCUCCAACAGUGGAGAACUUUGGUGGCGAGACAUUUCUCUCUGAAGAAGUGGCCAUCAAUCUCCUGCAGGAGAGCAAGCUUGCCUUCCAACGCUGCCAGCUGGUCUGUCAUUUGUGCACUGCAUGUGCCCACUCAUUUUCAGUGGACUUUUUCUCUAUGAUAACUUUAUGGGGCCAUGCACGAACAUCAUACUUUAUCUAUGUAAAACACCUGUCCACUCCCGAACAUGGUGUAUGCUUGCAGAAGAAGCGCGAACUCACUGAACAGAUGGAGAUCAAGAUGGACACUGGUUUGGAUCGUUCGUUGGCGGCCAUUAUUGGCUGGGUGCACUGCAUCCUCCAAACGGAACAGAAGAAAACAGACUUCAAGCCAGAAGUGGAGGAUGUCAUUGAGACUACCAAGGUCGCUCAAAAGGUUGUCAAGUAUGUGACCAAGUGCAUUGAAAAGCUCAGGGAUUCUCUUGAUGGCACCAAUGUGGAUGCUGUGCUUUUGGAGUUGGGUGUCAGGUUCCACAGAACGAUCUAUGAGCACAUCCAAACAUUUCAAUACAGUACUGUGGGUGGCAUGAUCCUCAUCUGUGACCACAAUGAAUACCGCAAGUGUGCCAAACUGUUCAAGAUCCCUGCCCUGGACAAAAUGUUUGAUGUGCUGCAUGCCCUCUGCAACCUGCUGGUGGUGGCACCGGAAAACCUCAAGGAUGUUUGUCGGGACGACCAACUGGCAAGCCUGGAGAGGGGUGUGUUAGUGAAUUUUGUUCAGCUGAGGACAGACUGCAAGGUGCACAAGCUGGUUAACCAGUUCAAGUAAGCACGCUUGGCCUGGAAGUGCUUCGUUACAGCACUGCAAUAAAG
Molecule: messenger RNA, 2253 nt
Organism: Rhipicephalus sanguineus (brown dog tick)
Lineage: Eukaryota; Metazoa; Arthropoda; Arachnida; Ixodida; Ixodidae
Product: exocyst complex component 5
Exons: 14
Coding region: 200-2209 (669 amino acids)
Biological process (GO): exocytosis; Golgi to plasma membrane transport
Cellular component (GO): cytoplasm; exocyst
Source: RefSeq, a predicted model, not a curated record